AUGUAUCCGGACAUAUCAUCUAAAAGGUAUCGUUGUUGGAAUGAUACUCAAUGUAUAACCCCAUUACAAUUAUGUGAUUGUGUCAAGGAUUGCUUGUACGGUGAUGAUGAAUUAGUAUGUUCAUGGAUGAAAAACAACAAGUGUGAUCUUCAGAAUUUUUAUUGUAAAGAUGGACGGCAGAUACCAAGAUCUUUUCGAUGCAACGAUAACCACGAAUGUGAAUCUAAUGAAGAUGAAAUUCUUUGUGACUUAAUAGAUCGAUACAGACCAUCGAACAAUUAUUUUGAGAUUAAAAAUUUUGUCGAGUAUCCAUUACUGUUCAACACUAAUAUUGAUGUUUUGAAAAUAAGGCCAUUAAAUGAGAAGAAAAUUAUGAUGUCUUCAACGAAAAAGGACGAUGACAUUUAUCGUGUUUGGUAUUGUAAUCGUGGAAUUUUGGUACAAUCAGUCAGUGGAAAUUAUUGCUUUUGUCCGCCAUCUUAUUAUGGUAAUCGGUGUCAGUAUCAAAAUGAACGUAUAACAGUGACACUUCAAGUUCAAAAACUAAGUGCAUUUGAAUCAUUUGAUGUUUUCAAAUUAGUAAUCUUAUUAUUUGAUGAUAAAAACAGUAUUAUUUCUUACGAACAAAUAUUAUACAUACCAUCAGUAUUUGUUGCUUGUAGACCAAAAUACCUUAUCUAUUUACUCUAUCAAACUCGUCCUAAAUUAUACUCAAACUAUUCUGUUCGUAUUGAUGUUUUUAGUGUAAAUGCGUUGAAUAAUAUUAUUGUAUAUAAAGCAAGUUGGUUGUUUAAUAUUCCAUUUUCAUUUUUACCCGUUAAUAGACUUGCAGUAGAUUUAGUAAUAUCUAUAAAAAAAUCGGAAAAAGUGGCUUGUCAAGAUGCAAAUCUAAAAUGUGAAAAUGGACAAUGUUUCCAAUACUCAAAUUCUAAGACAUAUUAUUGUAGAUGUAACAAGGGCUGGUCUGGCAGAUUAUGUGAUAUUCAACAUCAGUGUCCUUGUUCACCAGGCUCAGUAUGUAUUGGAACAACUAUUGACUCAAGGCCAAUAUGUAUAUGUCCGUUAGGGAAAAUCGGUCCAUUAUGUUAUAUUUUUCACGGAUUAUGUAAACGAGAUAGCUGUAAAAAUGGUGGCAUUUGUGUCGUUUUGGAUCAGAGAGUGUCAAGAGGUUUCUCUUUUGGUAUCUGUUCAUCAGCAGAAUACUACAGUGAAUUUUGUCAUCGUAUAAGAAACAAAGUUCAUAUUUCAUUCGUUGGUGUAUCAGUACCAAUGUCACUAUUAGUUCAUUUUAUAUUAAUAUAUAAUUACCACUUGCCGGACCGCACUACAUUGGUCAAACAAAUACCUAUGUAUCAAAAUAAUCUUAUUAUACAUCGGUCAUCAGAUCAAUUAUUUCAAAUUAUUUAUUUGGAAUUUCAAAAUAAUUAUUAUUUAAUUCAUUUACGUAAAUCUAAGAUAAGUUCAAAAUACACUAAUGCAAUAGUUACACCGUCAAAUAGAUGUCCACAUAUACAAGAAUUACUUAAUAAUACAAUAGUCUCAUACCAUUUAUUAAAAGGAAUAAAACAGUAUCAUCGUCCAUGUCAACAACAACAUGAAUUGAAAUGUUUUUAUGAUGAAACACAGAUGUGCUUAUGUACAGAUGAUCAUAAUUCAGAUUGCUUUGAUUUUGAUCACAAUAUGACGUAUAAUUGUAACGGUUAUAAUUAUUGCGAAAACGAUGGAAUAUGCUUUCAAGAUCAGCCAUACUGUCCUACAGAUUCUGUAUGUAUAUGUAAACCGUGUUAUUAUGGGAAUUUAUGUCACCUGUCAUCGUCAUAUUUUGUACUUUCACUUGACGCAAUUAUAGGUUAUCACAUUCAGCGUUAUACAAAGAUUAAUCAUCAACCGUUCAUAGUUAAAUUAAGUAUUGUAAUAACAACAAUUAUGCUUACAUUUGGUAUUAUAAGUAAUUUAUUAUCGAUAUUAACAUUCAAGCAGAAGAAAACACGUGAUGUUGGUUGCGGUAUCUACCUACUAUCAUCUUCAAUAAUUUCUCUACUAAUAAUAUGUAUGUUUGUCUUAAAAUUUUGGGGUUUAUUAUUAACGCAAAUGAUGCUUUUCACAAAUCAAACAUAUCUUCAUGUUGAUUGUAUUCUCACUGAAUUUUUAUUAAAGUUUUUACUACCAACAGAUGAUUGGUUAAAUGCAUCUGUUGCUAUAGAACGUGUAGCAACAGUUACACUAGGUGCAAACUUCAAUAAGUCUAAAAGUAAACGAUCAGCUAAAUUCAUUAUAAUUUUUAUUAUCGUUAUAAAUAUCGCUAGUUCAAUACAUGAUCCAAUCAAUCGACGAUUAAUUGAAGAUCCUCAAGACCAACGUUCAUGGUGUUUUGUCAGUUAUCAACAUUCAACUUUACUAACAUCUUAUAAUACCGUAAUUAACAUGAUACAUUUUAUUCUACCAUUCAUUAUUAAUUUCGCAUAA
Molecule: messenger RNA, 2466 nt
Organism: Didymodactylos carnosus
Lineage: Eukaryota; Metazoa; Rotifera; Eurotatoria; Philodinida; Philodinidae
Source: the annotation of a GenBank genome assembly